Molecule: messenger RNA, 7345 nt
Organism: Athene cunicularia (burrowing owl)
Lineage: Eukaryota; Metazoa; Chordata; Aves; Strigiformes; Strigidae
Gene: PHF3
Product: PHD finger protein 3
Exons: 18
Coding region: 480-6455 (1991 amino acids)
Biological process (GO): DNA-templated transcription
Cellular component (GO): nucleus
Source: RefSeq, a predicted model, not a curated record
GCGAUAAGGAUCCUAUGCUAGGAUCUGCAAGUGCCCAGUUCUGUUUGCCUGUUUUGGAUAGCAAUGGUCCCAAUUUCCAGAUGCCUUGUUCAACAGGGUCUGUGUCGAAUGCUCCUCAUCUGGGGGCCUCAUGGGGCUGUACUAGCCGAGUUAUAGCUCAGGUGGUUUGAAAUUAGCAAGAUUCUGUGCUUCAAAUUCUUCUGUAAAAUUAAAGCUACAGCACAGAGUCUUGGACCAGGAUUCAUUAAUCACACAUAGGAUCUUGGGAUAGGAGAGGCUGCCAUUGCAGAACCAAACUUAGAAAGUGGGGAGAAUGGCUGGUACAGUGGCUUGACUGCCUCUUAGGAAACCUAUUUUCAGGAGCAACCUCUGGGAUCCUUCUCAGGUGGGAAGGGACAGUGAGGGACAGCUGAUCCUCUAAGACUGGGGACCUUCCUGUGGCAAAAAAACAAUAAAAAUUUAUUGGUCUUGAUGAUAUUAUGGAUGAAGAAGGAGUUAAAGAGAGUGGUAACGACACCAUUGAUGAUGAUGAGCUUGUUUUACCUAACAGGAAUUUGAGGAGCCGAUCUGAAGAAACAUCAGUCACAUCACCAAGAAAAUCACCACGUUUAAUGGCACAAGAAUCAGUACGGAGCUUGCGACAGAGCACGCUAGCCAAGCGUUCAAAUGUUGCACCUCUUGUUAAUACCAAGAAAUCAUCUGUAAAAAGUGGUUCUGCUCCAAAGAGUGGACAGAAACAAGAGAGAAGUCCAGCCAAAGAGACAGAUGUUGCUGCAUCCUUGAAAACAGAGCAGCCUAAAGAAGUUAGGCGUAGUACAAGACGAUCAGGGCAGACGGAAGGAACAGCAGCAGCAGUAACAGCAUCCCAAAGUAAUACAAAAUGUCUUUCUGGUCCCGAAGAGGUGAAUGAAAUAAAGUCUGAAACCUCUGAGCAGGCAAAAGUUGAGGAAACAUCCCAAGAGUUAAGUUGUACUAAUGUAGCAGGAGCCUGUUCUCCUUCUCCUAGGGAAACAAAAGAAAUAACAGAGGUUGCAACGAAGACUGAAUCUGGGAAUGCUGAGUCAGUUUGUUUAGUAUCUGCAGAUACUAAAAUUCCUGCAGUUAAACAUGAAGCAAAUGAUGUGAUUGGUUCAGUGGGCUCUGAAACUUCUUUAGAAGAAAAGACUGAAAAUAAACCAGAAGAAUUGGAGAAGACGGAAGAGCAUGAUCAAAGUGGAGUUACUGCAAAAGCUGAUGAUCCAUCUAGUGCUUGUGUGAAUCCAAGUGAAAUUUGUGAGACCUUUUCAAAUUUGUCCAGCUCUGUAGAAGAAGGGGUUGACUGUAGUUUAGGUUCCCAUAAUGUGGAAGUUCCUGAUGAAAAUAUGUUGUCAGUAAAGGAAUGUGUAACAGAACCUGUAGAUAAUGACAAGGGAAUGGAGAAAACUGUAACUUCAUCUGAGAAACUAUUGGACAGUACAGAGUUCAAUAAUAAAGACUUGAAAAGCAAAGAGUUAACUUCUGCUGACCAAGGAAAUAGCAAUUUAGAAAGCACUGUUCUUGACCAAACAAGCCAAAAAGUACAGCAGCAGAUCAGCAGUACUAAAGUAGAAGGCUCUGAGGCAUCAGAAUUUCAGGAUGAUGAUAAACAAACUACCAUUGCAUCAAAAUGUGAAAAGAAUGUUAGGCCUCGGCAUAGUAAAUCUGUAAUACAGAAUAAGCAAAAUCUGACUGCAGGUCCUCGACAGAAAUCAGAUACAGUGCAACAAGAAAUAAUUCGUUCAAGAACAAGAGCUGGACUUACUGUUUCAGGUCUUCACAGUCCAUCUUCAGCAAGUCUGAAGCGGAAUGCAGAUGAGCAAGAGAGUCAUCAGCACCCAAAUAACCCAGUUAAAAUUAGGAAGAAACAAUCUGAUUUGGGUUUGAAAGCAAAGAGCUGUGUUUCAGGGGUGACUGUAAAAAAGCAGACCAAUACAAUGCUGAAGAAAAUACCCCGAGUCCAGGCUUCUGGGCAAGUACAGAAGUCAUCAAUUCAAAGAGCAAGUGAGAAAUCUCCUACUCAUCAAAGCUGUUCUAAAGAUACACACCACUCUGUGCAGUCAUUAUCAGGGCAUGUUUCAAAUCUUGGUCAGAAGCAAGCCCAAGGUCAGAAACACCAGCUUGCAACUGUACUAAAAACAAAUAGCUCCACAAAGGAGGAGGCAGAGACAAAAGAUCCUCCUGUUGUAGAACAUCUGAAGGAGGAUGAUAAAGAAAAAAACAAAUCAAAAAGAAUUGAUAAGAAUCUCCAGCCUCGACAGAGAAGAAGUAGCAAAAGUCUUUCACUUGAUGAACCUCCAUUGUUCAUUCCAGAUAACAUUUCAACUGUUAAGCGGGAAGGCUUGGAACAUACCUCUGCAAGUGAAAGCAAAUAUGUUUGGGUGCCCAACAAGCAGUGUGGCUUUUGCAAAAAGCCACAUGGCAACAGGUUUAUGGUAGGCUGUGGUAGAUGUGAUGAUUGGUUUCAUGGUGAUUGUGUUGGACUCAGCCUUUCUCAAGCACAGCAGAUGGGUGAAGAAGAUAAAGAAUAUGUGUGUGUGAAAUGCUGUGCUGAAGAAGACAAAAAAAUGGAGUGUUUUGAUCAAAGUGUAUCAGAGACUCAAGUGAAACUUGAAAUCCAUAGAGAAGAAAAAGCAAUUGAGUGUGAAAAACUGGGGAUGUCAAAGCAAACACCUGCUUGUAAUGUAAAUGUAACAACUGAAAAAACAAAGCAGACAGAGGACACUGGGAAGCACAAAGUCAAAAUCUUCAGACGGGAAUCUGGUGAUGGGAAGAACUUGUCAGAGUCCAGAGACUCAGAUACUAAAAAAGGGCAACAUGUUCCUGCUCGAAAAGGAUCACAAACUGCUGUAAUUCCUCGGCGGUCCCCUGAAGAUAAAAAUGAAAAAAUAAGUAAAGAAUCCCUUAGCAUGGCUGAAAGGUCCACAAAAUCAGGUGUUCAUGAGAAACAAGAAAUUAAGAAAAAGAAAACUGAGAAAGGAUCUAUUAGUGCAACAAACAUGCCAGCCGUGCCGGCUUCCAAACCUUCUGCUGAUCAAAUAAGGCAGAGUGUCAAGCAGUCUCUUAAGGAAAUUCUGAUGAAAAGAUUGACAGACUCCAGUUUAAAGAUUCCUGAGGAGAGAGCAGCAAAAGUUGCCACAAGGAUUGAAAGAGAGCUGUUUUCUUUUUUUCGGGACACUGACUCAAAGUAUAAGAACAAAUACAGAAGCCUAAUGUUCAACCUGAAAGAUCCUAAAAAUAAUAUACUAUUUAAGAAAGUAUUGAAAGGAGAGGUUACUCCAGACCAUCUAAUAAAAAUGAGCCCAGAAGAACUGGCUUCCAAAGAACUGGCUGCUUGGAGACAGAGAGAAAACAGACACACCAUUGAAAUGAUCGAGAAAGAACAGAGGGAAGUUGAAAGAAGACCUAUCACAAAAAUUACUCACAAAGGAGAAAUAGAAAUUGAAAGUGAAACACCAAUAAAAGAACAAGAGGAAGUCAUGGAGAUUCAGGAGCCUAAUGUGAAGUUGUUUGAGAAAUCAGAGGAAGCUGAAAAAGAUAAAGUAGUAAAUGAAUCUGCAUCUCCGGACACCACAAGUCAACAUAAAAAUCAUCUCUUCGAUCUUAACUGCAAAAUCUGCAUAGGCCGAAUGGCACCACCUACUGAUGAUCUCUCUGCGAAAAAAGUGAAAGUGUCUGUUGGAGUUGCGCGGAAGCAGUCGGACAAUGAAGCAGAGAGCAUUGCAGAUGCACUUUCUUCAACAUCAAGUAUUUUAGCUUCAGAAUUACUGGAAGAUGAUAAGCAAGACUCAUCAAAAUCAUCAUUCACACCUCUCCCAAAGUCAGAAACACCUGGUACUGUGGAAUGUGAAAGUCUGUUUCUGGCACGCCUGAAUUUCAUCUGGAAGGGGUUUAUCAAUAUGCCUUCAGUGGCAAAGUUUGUUAUUAAGGCUUAUCCAGUUUCUGGCUCUUUUGAGUAUUUAACGGAGGAUUUACCUGAUAGUAUUCAAGUAGGUGGCAGGAUCUCUCCUCACACUGUCUGGGAGUAUGUAGAAAAAAUCAAAGCUUCAGGGACCAAGGAGAUCUGUGUAGUUCGCUUUACCCCAGUAACUGAAGAGGAUCAGAUAUCCUAUGCAUUGUUGUUUGCCUAUUUCAGCAGUAGAAAACGUUAUGGUGUAGCAGCCAAUAACAUGAAGCAAGUGAAAGAUUUGUACCUCAUCCCUUUAGGUUCCUCAGAUAAAGUCCCACAUCAUCUUGUGCCUUUUGAUGGGCCUGGGAUUGAGAUACAUCGACCAAAUUUAUUACUGGGAUUGAUAAUUCGCCAGAAAAUGAAGAGGCAGAUUACUGCUGUUGCAAGUGUUGCUAGUAGUUUUGUGGAUGAAGCUUCUGAAAGUACCUUGAGUAACUUGCCACCAGAGAAGAAAAGCAAGCCAAACAAACCUGAAGUCUCUCAUCAUGAGUUGGCACUAGAAGAAGAAGAGGAAAAUGAUUUCUUUAAUUCUUUCACAACUGUCCUACACAAGCAGAGAAAUAAACCUCAGCAAUCUAAUAUAGAAGAUGUUCCAGCAGUUACUGAACCAUUGGUAGAAAGUACCAAACAUGAACCACCGAAGCCUCUCAGAUUUCUUCCUGGAGUCCUGGUUGGAUGGGAAAAUCAGCCUUCUACUCUGGAGCUAGCAAAUAAACCGUUGCCAGUUGAUGAUAUUCUUCAGAGCCUGUUGGGUACAACAGGGCAGGUGUAUGAACACAGCAAGUCAGAAGCUAAUCCCAGUGAAGACAUACCAUUAUUAAAUGAACAGGCAACCUUAAAAGAAGAAAACAUGGACGUUGCUGAUGUAACUAAUGAAGUUAGUGAAGCGAAGACUGCUUUGGAUGAUCUACAAGAAUCUACUAAUGCUGCUGUAACUGUGGAUGCAGCAGCUGUAGGGACUUCAAGUUCUGCAAGAAGUGCUGGAUCUUUGAUAGGGCUGAGUCUUAAGGGAAAACCUCCAGAUGUCUCCACAGAAGCAUUUUUAUCAAAUUUAUCUGCUCAGUCACAGAAUAAAGAAACUGAAGAAAGUAAAGAAAAUGACCCAAAGCGGCAAUUACCCGACAAGGAUAAUGUUGCACAGGAAAUUAGAAGGAUCACGAAUUCCAGCUUUUCUUCUUCCUCAUCAAAUGCAGGGAAAAAACCCAAUGACAACAAUGUUAAUGUAGGCUCUGCUGAAGGUACCACAGCUAAUACCUCUAAAUCACCACCAUUUAUUAAUCUUAAAAGAGACCCACGACAGGCAGCUGGUCGAAACCAGCAGACUACUGCUUCGGAAAACAAGGAAGGAGAUGUUAGCAGAAAUGAAGACCGACAGAAUGCUUCAGGAAAUGAUCAACUAGAAUCAGAGAAUAAACAACAGUCUUCUGGAGAAGCAGGCUUAAACCUGUAUCAAAGUGAUGCACAAACCAGUGAGACGCAGUACAAUUCAACUGCAGCAAAAGCAGAUAGCACAGUUGCAUCACAGACGGAAGAUACCAAACACUCACAGGAAGAUGCACUGAUGCAAAACAUUGAAACAGUGAACUCAUUUAGAAGAGGACCAGGAGCACCUUCAUCUCAUUUUGAAGCUGAAAACUCUUCUCGUUCUGAAUUUAUUUCCAAAGUCCCAAGCCCUAUUACAAGUGGCAGCUUCUCAUCUGUUAGACCUCCACAGCAGAAUUUUCAGCAUCCUAAAUCUAAUCCACCUGGAUUUCAGUUUCAGGCUCCUGCACCUCAUAACUUCCCUCCACAAAACAACCCUAUGUUUGGAUUUCCUCCUCAUUUACCACCUCCACUUCUUCCUCCUCCUGGCUUUGGCUUUCCUCAAAAUCCAAUGAUGCCGUGGCCACCAGUAGCUCAUUUAUCAGGUCAGCCCCCACACUAUGCUGGACCCAUUGCACAAGGGCUACCAAUGGCUCACAAACAAUCAAGAUUUUUGGGGCCAGACAAUUUUUUUCAGAGUAAAGACAGUAGGAGACCAGAAAGACGCCACAGUGAUCCUUGGGGCAGACAAGAACAGCAUUUGGAUAGAGGGUUCAAUAGAGGAAAAAAUGAUCAACAUAGACAAAGAUUUUACAGUGAAUCCCAUCACCAAAAGAAAGACAGACAUGAAAAAGAGUGGAACAAUGAAAAGUACUGGGAGCAAGAUUCUGAAAGAAACAGACGCAGAGACAGAAACCAGGAAAAAGAGAGAGAGAGGAAGAAUAGAGAGGAAGGACAGAGAGACAAAGAAAGAUUGCGGUCUCCACACAGUGAUAGGUCUGCUGAUGGAAAAAGCCCCAGAGAGAAUAGAAAUCCAGAAAAAAAGACAGAGAAGCCUAAAAGUGAAGAACAGGCUCAUGAAAAAGAUAAGGAGAGGGAGAAAAGCAAAGAGAAGCAUAGAGAACGAGAAAGUGAAAAGAACAGAGAAAGACAUAGGGACCACAGUGACAGAACUAAAAGCAAAAGGUAAAAAGAUGCAGGCAGUCUUUUAAAAUCCUAUUUAAAUAAACUGUUAGAGUAAUGUCAUAAAACUUUGUAUUAAAGAAAAAAAAAAGCCUGCUAGGAUUGUGCCAUCUUUUUUAUUCAGUGUUGGUGUUUUGCAGAAACAAGUCUGUGUUUUGGUACCCCUUGAUGUACCAAUACUCAUCCUUUUUUUCAUUAUACCAACUAUCGCUAGAAGUAGGAGUUUAAUAUUUUUUAAAAUUUUACAUUGCUGUAUAUUCAAAAUUUUAAAGAUUUCUUUUAUUAAUAUGCAAUAAAGGCUUAGAAAUUCUUUAGCUGAUGAAGUUGGCUUUAGUCAAGUCUGCAGUAUAGUUGCUGCCUUUGGUAAUUUGUGCUCUCUUCUGUUUUAAGAUGCUCUAAUAAUUUUAAAGGUGAAUUUCAUACAAUAACCUUCUUUAUAAAUUGCACUGUUUUUAAAGACUGUAGCAAAGCCUCAGAAUCCACACACAUUACAACAAAAUAUAAUAUGCUUGUGGUGUGAAGAGUUGUUUUUUGUUUGGUUGUUUUUUUUUUCUUUAAAUUAUUCAGUAGUACAGUAAAAUAAUUCAAGUGUAUUUCAUUAGUUUUUCAGAUAUUUCCUAAGCAUCUGAAGCAGUUUGUGACCAGAAAUUGGAAGGCUGAGCUGCUCGAAUGUUAUUGCUUUAAACUGCACUUGUUUUAAUAAGAAAGCAUUUUUAACCGAAAUUCUUGAAAAUAUGAUUUAUAGUAGUGAAUUAAUUUCUCCCACCAUUUUCCUUGCUUCAGAAACUUGAAUACCUAAGCCUGUACAUUACUUUGUGUUUUGCUAUCCUUUUUACUGUAAAAUGUAAAUAUUUUAAGGGAUAUUUUGAUUCUAAAAUGAUAAAACUUUCUCACAUA